Messenger RNA from Venturia canescens, 5103 nucleotides. It is a transcript of the gene Ptx1, whose product is annotated as pituitary homeobox homolog Ptx1. Gene Ontology annotation, molecular function: DNA-binding transcription factor activity, RNA polymerase II-specific; RNA polymerase II cis-regulatory region sequence-specific DNA binding. The coding region runs from base 3349 to 4890 and encodes 513 amino acids. Lineage: Eukaryota; Metazoa; Arthropoda; Insecta; Hymenoptera; Ichneumonidae. Gene Ontology annotation, cellular component: nucleus. Gene Ontology annotation, biological process: anatomical structure morphogenesis; regulation of transcription by RNA polymerase II. The record is from RefSeq and is a predicted model, not a curated record. The transcript has 4 exons.
UCCUCCGCUAUCACUUUCGUCCCUUGCAGUCUCUCGUUCGUGUGGCGAGAACGUCAGAAGUUGAAAGCUCGAGUAACUCUGUGAUGUUGUCACCCCACCAGCGGAUAUGGCGAGGAUUUCUAUCCGUGAACAGUCGAAUAAGCUGUUCCUGUUGCGCAUCUUUUAAGCGGGCCAGCGAGCUGAUUUUUGACGAAAAAUAAACAGAAGAGCGAGUCUCGGUGUACGGAGCUUUCGAUAAUUUAGAAUAGCGACGAUUCGCAGAGUAAUUCGAUCAAUCUGGACUCCCGGCAUAAAUUAAAGAAUCUUUGAAGAAUCGGGUCCUCUUUUCUCAGAGCAUGAAUACGAUUUAGCAGAAAAGUCGCAUGAGCAGCCGCACCGUCGUGGGUGCUCCCGGAACAACGAUCCUUUCGGUGCGACCAUCGACAAAUGAGCUUCCUAAAAUGUGGUCGGCCAUGCCCAAGUCCCAUUCCGACCUCCAGACCCAUAAAAGCGUAGGCCUGAAAGCAGCGAAGAGCUGCCGGAGCAACGUUUCUCGGAGUCUUCAUUGUUCGCUCGGCGAUAACGCGGAGUGAUGGAAAACGGAAAGGAAUAAAGUUGGCUAAGAGCGGAAACUCGGUGUCUGUUGAAUAAAAUGUCUACACAUAUAUAACAGUAUCGUGCCGGUUUGGCAGUAGUAACAGCUCGACGUGUCAGCAUGGGCAUACAGUACGGAGCAGCAGACAUUGCGGGCUCGUGGGCUGUGGAGAAAGCAGUGUGUGUUAGUAGUAUCAGUUGAAAGAGUCAGCCGCAAAGGGGAUUGGGUGGGGAUGAUUGUACGAGCAGGAGUGGCGUCGUGCUCGAAGGCGGGGGUAUCGGCUGGCCGGUGGGGAAACGGGCAGCUUUGAACAGGAUCAUUGGAUGAACGUGGGAGCUCCGGUAGCCUCGUUAGUGGGAGGGGCGUUUCAAGGGGCGAAGUGGGAGCGCGCUAUCUCCUCGGAAGUCGCACACAUUGAAUCGGUCUCCGGUGUUCCUCGUGUAGGAUUUUCCAUGGAGCCGGAGUGCACGUUGUCCGUCGAUGCGGAGCUCGUCGCCUCGAUUCGAGUGCGUGCUCGUGGGCGCUAGAAAGUGGGGUGCGAGCCGGUCCAUGUGUGGGUGCAGAUUCCCCCGCGUGGACUAGCGCCCUCCGCACACCAGUCGGAGGCUCGGUGCUCGGGAGAGGGGCGUGCGGAGCACGCGACUCGCCUCAGGGUGGGGUGAAAGCACAGGUUCGCCGGGGGCUGAAAAGCAUGUGAACAGCAGGGGCGCAGGCCGCGGGGUGAGCGGCAGCGAAGCCAGGAGAGAGAGAGAGAGAGAGAGAGAAGAGAAAGCAGAGAAAUCCGCUAGGGCCCCGGGACCGGAGAGCGGUCGCGCAGCAGUCAGACAGUCAAGGAAGCCAGGGCCGCCCGUCAAACGUAGAGCGCAAGGCACGGGACGACACAUUGAACAUAGCACAGCCCAGAGGGGGGCCACAAGCCACGAAAGAGCGAGCCCGCGAGAGUCUGCCACAAGCAGAGAGGAAUCCGACGACGAGUAGGUGGAUAGAGGCCAGUGUGUGUGGAGCGAGCAAGCAGCAGCAAGCAGCCAAGACCACUAGAUCCGUGGCGGCUUACCCGACUUAGAGACUUAAGCCGGCCAGCCAGUCCGAAAGGCUCAACCGGCUAAGCCUUGGACCCACGCGCAGCACCACCCGCACCUCCGAACGCUGCACACCUAUCUAUACGAGAAAACAUCGGAGCGUAGCAUUUGUGCGAAUCAGGGAAAGACGACUCUGUACGAUACGUCGAACAUCGAGCCCCUUUCUUCUUCUUUUAUUUCCUGUCCCUUUCACCACUCUCCUCUUGUGUCUCAUCUCACUUCUGCUCAUCCAACGUACACCGAGAUUCGAAACGAACUCUCGCCAGUCCCGGAGCCAAAGCGACAUCUACGACCUCCGACUUACGAUACGAUCGAACAGUUACCGCCGCGUGUUUACCUUACCGGACGUAACUUAACGCGUCGGCGGUGCGUUCCUCUCUACGGAGUGAAAAAAACACUCCCUUUUUCCACGGAUACUUGUGCCACGACACUUUUAUCUCUUCUUUGGAUUGUGUUAUCCCUGCGUACUUUGUGAAUGAGUUGAGCUUACGAACUUCGGGAUAAUUUCGUAUGUCGAGAUCCGAGUGAACAACCCGGGAAAAAUAGUGAAUAAACGAGUGUGCCGCGUUCAGUGAAGCUUCGUGUCCGAAAAAACUUCGAGCGCAGCAGUGUUGUUUUCAUUCGGACUUGACGUUUACGUCCCGCGCAGCUUCCGACUAUCCAUAUCGUCUCGUCUCUAGGGGAUUCUCUCGAGUCACUGGAAACACAUAAAACUCUAAAUAUACACGAACCGAUGGUGGCACGCGGCCGAAAUCUGAAAUUCCACGAGACUCGAUGCGGCCGCUAAGCUUAGGCAAGAAUCGACGAAACUCUCCAACAGUCGCGAUACUCCGGGAGCUGAAGGUGGGAAAAAACAUUAACGAGGUUAUAAAACUUCUUGCGCAACACGUUUCCGGCUAGAUAGACUCUCCUGCGAAGCGGCGUUUGCGAGAUCAGCGUUAUCAGUGAGCAACCGCCUCGCAACGGGAUCGGAUCGUUUCCCUAUAAUCGACUCCGUAAUCACGAUGAUUGAGAACCGUCGAGAGCUUCGCGCCUAAAUGUUCGAUGUAAAGAUUCCCGAGAAGUCAAAGUGCGUAGUGAGUCAAAUAAGUUUUCCGACAACCCGUAACUUCAUCGAGCGAGUUGCAAGUCUCUUGAUCCCGUCGUCCUGAAGCAUCGCUAAAUGUUCGAGAGUUGAGCGCGACGCGCGUGCCACCGACCGCGAGAAGCUUCCCGUCGGAGAACGCUCGAACCUUUGUCCAAAGGCCUGCAACUCGGGAGCCGUCCACCAUCCAACCUACUGAAUUUUGUUCCAAGCUUUCUGUCAAGUGAACCAAAAGGACGAGAAAAGUCGAAAAAAGCCGAAAAAAGGCCCGUCGACUGGUUCACGCCUCAACCAAUCUUUGAGAGCAUUUUCCACGUAUAUUUAAACCGCGAGCUCCCAAGCGCCCAAUUCUGCCUCGAGCUUGCAUAGAACCGUUGCUAAAAUAGCGGAACGUGAAGAGACGAAGUUGGUACGACGUCGAAAUCACUGUCAAGCGUUCGCCCGAACGCGGAGCAGUUUUUUCGAUCGACGCAGCCGGACGAAGCGGAGUGAAGUGCGAGACAUAAAUCGUGAAUCUUCGGGGGGCGAAGGUGGAGGAGGAGUUGGCGGAAGUAAGUUUCGUCGCUCCGCAGGUGUGAUAAACAGUCAGCACGACGUUAACCUUCUAUAGCAUGGAGCGCGGCGGGGGCGGGGGAGGCCUCGAACUCGCCGGCGGCGGAGCAGGUGGAGGCGGAAACUCCGAACUUUGCUUACAAGAUCUUGUGACCGGCUCGGCAACCGGCUUGUCUGUGCAACAUUAUCAACAUGCCGCCGCCGCCGCCUCGAUGGCUGGUCUACACGCCAGUGAUCAUUUUCAGGGCGCGAUGCAUCAUCAUGACAUGCACGGAAAUUCGCAUCACGACACCUCGAUGCUUCACAAUCCGAGUCAUCAGCUCCAUCACGAACCGCUGGAAAAACUCAAAAGUAUGUGGGCGCAGAGCGACUUCAGAGACGAAACGAACGGCGGCCUCGGGCGCCUCGACUCCUCCGGUCACGGGGCUCAUACCCCCGGCGGAAGCACACCGAGCACACCAGGCGCCACGCCGGCUACACCAUCCGGAGGAUUCUCCACAGCCCAAGCGAGAAAUUGCACGAACAAUGGCCACAGAUCGAACGUACGAAAAGGCCCAAGAUCGCCGACCCAAUCGAAGCACGAGCUUCGAGGUGGCGGUGGUGUAGUCUCACCUAGCAAUGUGAUCGGUGUCAACGACGCGACGGACAAAGACGAGCCGAAGAGCAAACGGCAGAGACGUCAAAGAACGCAUUUCACUUCGCACCAGCUUCAAGAAUUGGAAGCAACGUUUGCGAAAAAUCGUUAUCCCGACAUGACGAUAAGAGAGGAAAUAGCCAUGUGGACACAGCUCACCGAACCACGCGUCAGGGUUUGGUUCAAGAACCGACGGGCAAAGUUCCGAAAACGUGAGCGCAAUGCAGCGAACGUGGCAGCAGCGGCAGCAGCGGAGUUCAAAUCGGGUUUUGGGACAGCGGGUCUGAAUAGUUUCAUAACGGGACGCGCCGACGUCGAUAUGAUGUACAGUUCGUACAGUUCGUACAACAACUGGGCAGCGAAGGUGCCUUCGCCGUUGAGCAGUAAGAAUUUUGCGUGGGUGAAUCCCCUGGGCUCGGUGGUACCGAGUGCCUCGCAUCAUCAUCAUCACGCGCAGGUUACAUCGGUAAAUUGCUUCAAUCCUGGUGGAAGUUCAGUGGGUGGAGGUCACGUCGGUGGCAUGUCGAUGUCAGUUGGACAAGCCGCAACUUCGAUGUUACCGGGCAUGGGCUCGGGUCUCGGGGUCGCCGGUUCCCCGGUCACGGCUUCCGGUGCAACGUGUCCGUACGCAGCUCCGGCUGCGCCUCAUCCUUACGGUCCUCCGGUUUACAGUACGCACCACCGGGCCACGGGGCCACCGGAAACUUGCGCCGUUAUGAGCAGCAGCAUCGCUUCUUUGCGCCUCAAGGCGAAGCAGCACAGCAGCGAAUACGGUUCCGCGAGUUCUUUCAGCACGGGGGGCGCCGUUACGAGCGGUGGAGCUGGGAGCAUCAGUCCUGUGAGUCCGCGCACUUCUUCCGGUGGCGGCCUCAGCGCUUGCCAAUACGCUUUAACCUCUUCCUCCGGCAACCCUCACUCUCCCGGGUCCGAACAACACGCCAACGGGACCGCGAGGUCUCAAGUUUGAAGCGAGGCGGGGGCUGCUUCCAGCCCCCACCAAACGGUUACUUCGGCCAAUGUCUCGGGCUCCGGGAUCGGCAUGACUAACCAACAGCAGCAGCAACAAAACGUUUGCUCCACCGGCCAGGCACCCAGCUGUGAUAGCAAUCAGAACACCGCUGACUCCUCCCAACAGCAACAACAAAUCGGCCCGCAACAGCCCGAGUGACCCAGGCCAACG